CGUCAUGCACAGCGGUGACAGUGGGGAAGCAGCGGCAGCGUUAUGUCGGCUGCGGGGUCUGCAGGUGUACUGAAGGGUGACCGGUGCCCACCUAUCUCUUCCGUAUAAAGCUUGAGCUUUUUCCACCGAGAAUAUGGCAGACACAAAAUCCCUUCACCAAACAAGGUUUGAAGCCGCCGUGAGCGUGAUACAGAGUUUGCCGAAAAAUGGGUCAUUCCAGCCGUCUAAUGAAAUGAUGCUGAAAUUCUACAGCUUCUAUAAGCAAGCUACUCAAGGACCGUGUAAUAUUCCAAAGCCUGCCUUUUGGGAUCCUGUUGGCCGAUACAAAUGGGAUUCUUGGAGUUCUUUGGGUGACAUGUCUAAAGAAGAUGCAAUGAUUGCAUAUGUUGAUGAAAUGAAAAAGAUCCUUGAGACCAUGCCAAUGACUGAGAAAGUGGAAGAAUUGCUUCGAGUGAUAGGUCCUUUUUAUGAAAUGGUGGAAGACCAAAAACACGGCCUGGGAUCUGUUGUAACAUCAGUGCGCCUGGACAAAGUAACUAAAUCUUUAGAAGAUCUUAGCAACGUCCUGACCUCCACACCAAACUGUAAGGCUAUUAACGGGAAGACAGAAAGCAGUGACAGCGGAGCAGAGUCAGAGGAAGAAGAGCCAACGCAACAUAAAAAUGGAGAGGCAGAAGAAAGUAAUGAUGAAGAAGAAAGCGAGCAAGAAGAAAAGAAUGUGGAGCAGGAUUCAGAUCCCCAAAGUCCCCCAAAGACCACCGUCGGUCCUGAUGUAAAAGUAGAUCAUAUCAAUUCCAUCCCAGAAAUAGGAAAUCACAUCUCCGACAAAUCGUCUCUCAAUAAGGCUAUCGGUGAGGAGAAUACGAAUGAGGACAAGCUUAUUACAGAAGAUGCUGUGAAUGCACUGGAAAGAGACAGAGACUAUGAUGGCACUGACGAUAUCGCUGCAAUGCAGCACCUAACAAGUGACUCGGACAGCGAGGUUUUCUGCGAUUCUAUGGAGCAGUUCGGACAAGAGGAGGUUGAUCACAGUGCGCUGCUACAAGAUGUCUUGUUAAUCAACGACCCUAUGAAAACAGCAGAUGGUGGAGAAGACAAAGAUGGAGGGGAAAGUGUCAGACCAUCUGGACACCUACCCCAAAGAGACAGGUCUGGACAUAAGUCUGAAUAUGUUGGUUCCAGGCGAGGAAGAGUUGGUCGUAUGCACACUGUGGGUGAAGGAUCCCGAGGAGGACAGAUGGGUAGCAGUGGAGAUGAAGAACAUUGGAAAUCGCUGAACAGCAGCCUGAAUGAACAGAUCGCUGUAAUACUUACGCGCUUACAGGAAGAUAUGCAGAAUGUAAUUCACAGACUUCAUGCAUUGGAAAAUCUGACUGCCUCACAGGCACGCUCAUUGGCCCUUGAAUCUAACUAUAAGCAGGCUGUGAACAAGAGUCCAUCUUGGUGGCCAUUUGAUCUUUCUCCAGGAAAUUUCGCAUUUGCUAUAGUAUGGCCGUUUGUUGCACAUUGGUUAAUACAUGUGUACCUUCAAAGGAAGAGAAGAAAGCCGACCUGAUCAUGUGCUGGAAAUCUCCUUCAGAAUGGAAGACUCUGCAGAGACGUCCAGUAACCGUCCUUGCGUCGAUCGCAGCGGCUCAGAUGUAGUUCCUUUUUUUUUUUCUAUAGUAAAUACUUUGCACUACAUGAAUGAAAACAAAAUAAGGACUAAUUUUACUAAAGCUUAAAUAAUGGGAAAUAUUGAUAAUGGGUGGGCUGUAGGAUUGAUAGUUUUACUGCGUUAAUUCAAUUAUUUUUAAACAUACUGAGAGCAUGUAAUAGAUGUAUUAUAAUCCUACAGGUACAUAAUGAGUUGAGGUGGUAUGAUUUCUCAUCUCCAGAUAUUUUUUCUUACAAAUAAAAUUUACCUGUAAAUAGGAAAAAAA
Molecule: messenger RNA, 1922 nt
Organism: Spea bombifrons (plains spadefoot toad)
Lineage: Eukaryota; Metazoa; Chordata; Amphibia; Anura; Pelobatidae
Gene: ACBD5
Product: acyl-CoA binding domain containing 5
Exons: 14
Coding region: 134-1555 (473 amino acids)
Biological process (GO): fatty acid metabolic process; autophagy of peroxisome
Cellular component (GO): peroxisome
Molecular function (GO): fatty-acyl-CoA binding
Source: RefSeq, a predicted model, not a curated record